Messenger RNA from Aedes aegypti (yellow fever mosquito), 1692 nucleotides. Its product is annotated as DNA-directed RNA polymerase III subunit RPC3-like. The record is from RefSeq and is a predicted model, not a curated record. Gene Ontology annotation, cellular component: RNA polymerase III complex. Bases 149 to 1672 code for a protein of 507 amino acids. The transcript is spliced from 2 exons. Lineage: Eukaryota; Metazoa; Arthropoda; Insecta; Diptera; Culicidae. Gene Ontology annotation, molecular function: single-stranded DNA binding. Gene Ontology annotation, biological process: DNA-templated transcription.
UUUGGGAAACGUCAAAUCAAGAAACCGCAGAUCGUCAACAUAAACAAGCAGUUUGGAAGAGUUUUGGAAACGUGUUGCACAAACUAAAGACAAUUUUUUUAAUUUCCCCUCAUCUUAGUAUAAUCGGUUUCGCCUCGUUUUGCCAGGAAUGUCCAUCCAGCUAGGUAAGCUAUGCUCGUGCAUAGUGCAGCAGCACUUUGGCGACGUGGUUCGCAUGGUGGCCGAUGACCUUUUCGCCGCCGUCGCCAAAACCCUAUCGAUGGUCAUCAAAAGCACCGGACUCUCGAAAUCGGAGGUCUGCAAAGCUCUAGCGAUUUUGCUGAAAUUUGGUCUCGCACGACACCAACCGAAUAAAGCCGGAUCAGCAACCGAAUACAUUCUGGAUUACGAAAAGGUCCUUAUGGUAUUGCGCUAUCCUCGAUUUGUGCACCUGAUUCAAACUAAGUAUGGCCCCGAGUGUGCAACCUUGACGGAGGAAUUGCUGAGAGCCGGUUGCCAGACGGCUUCCUACGUAAUCCUCAAGGGAACGGCCAUCUCCGAUGUGAAAGACAAGAACACUAUUACGAAGUUCCGCGAGAAGUUCAGCGAUCUGGUAGCUAAGAACUAUUUCAUCCGCGCACCAGACCCAAAACCGAUUGACCCCUCCAACGAGCUGGAAAUGUUGGAUUACGAAAGUGCGAAUCUCUUCCAAAUGCCAGAGCUAGAUCUUCGCAAGCUUCUGGAUCUUCAGGAGGGCAAAACUACUAAAGCCCCAGACGAAGGCAUCCACUGGCUGGUCAAUCUGGAGAAGUUCCACUUGGAUUUCCGUGAUUCGAUAAUGAUUAACGCAGCCGAACGGUUGAUCGAUUCCAGUGCAGGGGAGUGUCUCAAAUUUCUUCUUCAGCUAAUGUACUCCCGAACCAAACCGUGGGAAAUGGUUUCCAAUCCCAUUCCGAUGGUUGAACUGAAACAGCUCUGCGAGAAAAAGUCCAAUAACUUGGAAAUGAUCAAGUUUCUCGAUCAGUACGUCGCCGUUAUUGAAUCGGUUAAUUUUGUCAGCAAAUUCGGCGACACCGGAGGUGGCCAGUUCACGGUCAACAUGAAGAAAAUUCUCGAACAACUGACCUGGAGUUGCAUCGAGAACGUUAUCACGGAAAAGUACGGCUCCAAGGCCGCCCGCAUCUUCCGGGUUAUUCGCAUGAAAAAAUACAUCGAGCAGGAAGACAUUCAGAAGGAAGCGAUGAUCCCGGCCAAGGAAGCUAAACAGUUGACCUACAAGUUGUUGGAAGAAAAUUUCCUUCAAAUCCAGACAUUCCGCAAAACGGGCGGCGGAAAUGCCGGAGCCCCAAAGUCCUUCUUCCUGUUCUACGUCAACCAGGCGCAAAUCGUGUCGAUGCUGUUGGAGAUUUGCUACAAGGCGUUGUACAAUUCCAUCACCCGGUCGACGCACGACAAGACGGUUAACAAACGGCUCAUCGAGAAGAGUCAACGACUGGACAGCAUUGUGGAAGCGAUGAAGGACCGCGGUGAGUCGGAAGAGUACAUCGCGGAGAUACAGGAAACUUUGACGCCCCCGGAGAAGGAGAUCCUGCAGAAGGUGAAGAUUCGCGUGAAGAGUUUGUACAGCGCUGAGAUUGGUAUCGACGAGACGAUUUUCUUGCUAAAGUUAUACCAACAGUAUCAGAGGAAGUAGAUAAGCGCAAUCGGAACGAG